Messenger RNA from Labeo rohita (rohu), 1736 nucleotides. It is a transcript of the gene psmd4b, whose product is annotated as proteasome 26S subunit ubiquitin receptor, non-ATPase 4b. Gene Ontology annotation, cellular component: cytosol; nucleus; proteasome regulatory particle, base subcomplex. The coding region runs from base 31 to 1146 and encodes 371 amino acids. The transcript has 10 exons. Gene Ontology annotation, molecular function: polyubiquitin modification-dependent protein binding. The record is from RefSeq and is a predicted model, not a curated record. NCBI's taxonomy places the organism in Eukaryota, Metazoa, Chordata, Actinopteri, Cypriniformes, Cyprinidae. Gene Ontology annotation, biological process: proteasome-mediated ubiquitin-dependent protein catabolic process.
CGUCACGUAGAGCGACAGAAAAUUUUCAAGAUGGUGCUUGAAAGUACUAUGGUCUGUGUGGACAACAGUGAAUAUAUGCGCAAUGGAGACUUCUUACCUACCAGACUUCAGGCCCAGCAAGAUGCUGUCAACAUCAUCUGUCAUUCAAAAACUCGAAGUAACCCAGAAAACAACGUGGGCCUCAUCACUCUGGCCAAUAACUGUGAGGUCCUGACCACGCUGACCCCUGACACGGGCAGGAUCCUGUCAAAGCUUCACGCUGUUCAGCCCAGAGGAGUCAUCAGCUUCUGUACUGGCAUCAGAGUAGCACACCUGGCACUGAAACACAGACAGGGAAAGAACCAUAAGAUGAGGAUCAUUGCCUUUGUGGGAAGCCCUGUAGAGGACCAGGAGAAAGAUUUGGUGAAGAUGGCAAAACGUUUGAAGAAGGAAAAAGUCAGUGUUGACAUCAUUAACUUUGGGGAAGAGGAAGUCAACACAGAUAAGCUGACCGUCUUUGUGAACACCCUAAAUGGAAAAGAGGGCGUAGGCUCUCACCUGGUAACGGUGCCUCCUGGCCCGAGCCUGGCAGAUGCUCUUCUGUCCUCUCCUAUCCUGGCUGGUGAGGGCGGCACUAUUAUGGGCCUGGGUGCCAGUGACUUUGAGUUUGGAGUGGAUCCGAGUGCAGACCCUGAACUUGCUCUGGCUCUGCGUGUGUCGAUGGAGGAGCAGAGACAAAGGCAGGAGGAGGAAGCUCGCCGGGCAGCAGUGGCUUCAGCUGCAGAAGCUGGAGUCUCAUCACCCACUGCAGAUGAGUCUGAGUCUGCUCUGCUGAAGAUGUCGACGGCUCCUGCUCUGCCCGAUUUCAGCCGCAUGACGGAGGAUGAACAGAUCGCAUACGCCCUACAGAUGUCCAUGCAAGGAGGAGAGUUUGGCGGUUCAGAGGCCAUGGAUGUGGAUGCAGGUGCAGCAGCAGACAGUGAAGCUCCUAAGGAGGAUGAGGAGGAUUAUGAUGUGAUGCAGGAUCCAGAGUUUUUGCAGAGUGUCCUGGAGAACCUUCCAGGUGUCGAUCCCAACAAUGAAGCCAUCCGUAAUGCUAUGGGCUCUCUGGCAUCCCAGAAUAGAACAAAACCACCUGAGGGCAAGAAAGACGAUGAGAAGAAAUAGAGAAAUAAGACGCGUCUGGACUGACACAGGACGAAGGAAAAUAAAACUGAUGAAAGGUUUCCAACUGCAUUAUGGAUAGAAAUAAACACAAAAUUCAUAGAAUUAAAAUAAAAGCAAGAAACAUUAUUCAUUAAGUUUUCUUAACAAAUGUUAAAGGGAGAAACAACAGAACAGACUAACAAACAACUCUACUGAUAGAAAAGAAUAUCUAAAAAAAAAAAAAAAAAAAAAUCUUACAUGUAACGGUGAAUGAGCAUCUUCAUUGGUUCCUUUUAAGUACCAUCUAAGAAAAAACGGAUCUGUAACAUAUUUGGUGAAGCAGAAAAAAAUGUCAGACAACACUACUUCGAAUAGUAGUGCUCACUUCAGUGUUUAUUUGCUAGUCUAUUUCAUGCCACCCAAACUAUAAUUUUCCUUGUGUUUUUUGGAUAACUUCUUGUAAAGGUUUCUUUGUCAAUUUUGUAUCACUAUUUUCAGUUCCUUUUGUAAUAAAGGGCUUUGUUAUGGUUAAGGGAAUCUGAAGUGUAGCACGUUAUUACCAUGUUUUUACUGCAUUUACCACUUUUUGAUUAAAAAAAAUUGAGAAAUUA